Chondrus crispus (carragheen) is the source of this 509-nucleotide messenger RNA. RefSeq lists its product as hypothetical. Lineage: Eukaryota; Rhodophyta; Florideophyceae; Gigartinales; Gigartinaceae. The record is from RefSeq and is a predicted model, not a curated record. Gene Ontology annotation, biological process: Mo-molybdopterin cofactor biosynthetic process. Gene Ontology annotation, cellular component: cytosol. The coding region runs from base 1 to 489 and encodes 162 amino acids. The transcript is spliced from 3 exons. Gene Ontology annotation, molecular function: molybdopterin synthase activity.
AUGAGCUCGCCGUCAUCCCGCCAAUUAGCGGCGGUUGAUGCAAAUGAGUCUGAUGAUACUGUCAAGCUGGUGUCGGUCCCGCUCAGCGUUGAGGAAGCCUCAAACGUUGUUAGCAGUCCGCAUGCAGGUGGAACAUCGAUUUUCGUGGGAACUACCAGAGAUACUUUUGAGGGCAAAGGCGUUAUCUCUCUUGAGUAUGAAGCUUAUGACGCGAUGGCGGUAAAGGAGAUGCAGGCGGUUUGCCGCGCCACCCGACUCAAAUGGCCACACGUUAUCAAACUCGCCAUUUUCCACAGAACAGGUCUGGUUCGUGUCGGUGAAGCAUCCGUUAUUACCGCCGCCUCUUCACCGCACCGCAGAGAUGCCAUAGACGCUUGUCAUUUUUUGAUUGAUGAGCUCAAGGCGACCGUUCCCAUCUGGAAGAAGGAACUGUACGAUGACGGGUCUGCUUGGAAGGCUAACAAGGAGUUCCAGCAUGCGCGAAAGUAGAAAUAGUGAUCCGAAAUUGU